This is a messenger RNA of Haliotis rubra (blacklip abalone), 4484 nucleotides long. RefSeq names its product cubilin-like. Bases 205 to 3249 code for a protein of 1014 amino acids. The record is from RefSeq and is a predicted model, not a curated record. Lineage: Eukaryota; Metazoa; Mollusca; Gastropoda; Lepetellida; Haliotidae. Gene Ontology annotation, molecular function: serine-type endopeptidase activity. The transcript is spliced from 22 exons.
AUGAGUUUGCAUAUCUGGUGUGGCGUCGACAAGGUGUUGCGCGCAUAUCUGCAUUCGCUCUGUCUGCAGCCGUGCAGGUCAGACGUGUUUUCGACAGUGGCCGACAACCUAGAGCAGUUGGAAAUAUAUCCACAGAGACUUGAUUACUGACUCGUCAUAAGCUAGGAAACAUUCCCCGGAGAGGUGGAACACCUCACCUGGUCAAUGAUGGGAUCCAUGGCUGUUCAUCGAUAUUCAUGGAAAACUACAGCAACGUGGAUUUGUUUCUUGAUGACUUCGCUGUAUGGCGCAUGUCUAUCAGACUCAACAGAUCAGUGUACGACAACGUUGACCGCCAGUGAGGGUUAUAUAACCAGUCCUGGCUACCCUAGCAACUACACGAACAACCUCAACUGCACUUACGUCAUCACGGGUGAUGAAUAUGAACAGAACAUCACCAUAGACCUGGUUGAUCUAGACCUUGAACUGAGGUCUAACUGUCCCUACGACUGGCUCAUUGUAGACGGUGGUCCAAAACUGUGCAACCACACAACGUUCCAUAAGACUUAUGUAUUUCAAAAUACAUCCGUCAUCACGUUCAUAAGUGAUGGAAGCAAUACCGGAAGAGGAUUUAAGAUGCGAUAUUCUAUUGGCGUGGACGAUACCUGUUUCUCCACCCACUUCAUGACAUCUGGACAGAUAUCGACUACCAACAAAUGCACCUCAAACUGCACUAACACCAUCGUAGGUAAUGGGAAGUUGCAAACACUAUCCUUGGACUUCGUCUCUCUCAACUUCACGACCAGCCCUAACUGUGAUGCUGGAUGGUUAACCAUUGAUGGCGGGCCAAAAAUAUGCACUUCAACACCUUUCAAAACCAAAUAUGCAUUUUUUGGCAGUGUUGAUAUUGUGACCCACGGUGGAGACUCCUGUGGUGGCUUCGUUGUCAACUACGCUCUUCAAGGCAACUGCAAGGCGACGUUGACCGCCAGUGAGGGUGUUAUUACCAGUACAGGAUACACUGGUCUCCACACCAACUACCUCAGCUGCACGUACGUCAUCAUGGGUGCUGGGCAGGCACAGAUUAUCUCCAUUGACAUGUUGGAGAUGGACCUGGAAGAAACUUCGGACUGUCACUCGAACUGGCUCAUUAUGGACGAUGGUCCCAAACUGUGCGAACACACAACUUUCCAUAAAAAAUAUGUCAUUCGAGACAGAUUCAUCAUAAUGUUUGGUAAUGAAUAUAGCAGCAGCAACAGGAGAGGGUUUAAGAUGCAUUAUUCUGUUGGCGGCGUGGACUCAAACGAUACCUGCACUUCCAACCACCUAACGACAUCUGGACAGAUAUCGACGCCGUGCUCCUCCUGCAACUGCACCUACAACAGAUGCACCAACACCAUCAUAGGCAGCGGGAAGCAGCAAACUCUUACCUUGGACAUCGUCUCUCUCAACUUCACGACCAGCCCUAACUGUGAUGCAGAGUGGUUAACCAUAGAUGGCGGACCAAAAAUAUGCACUCCGACACCCUUUACUUUAAUAUAUCCUUUUUGGGGCAGCGUAGAUAUUGUGACCAGUAAUGGAAAUCGAUCAGUGGACACUUGUCCUGGCUUCGUUGUCAACUACUUUGUUCAAGACAACUGCACAACGACGUUGACCGCAAGUCAGGGUGUGAUUACCAGUCCUGGCUACUCUGGCAUCCACACCGACUACCUCAGCUGCAUGUACAUCAUCGUGGGUGAUGGACACAGCCAGUUCAUCGCCAUUGACCUGCUUAAAAUGGACCUGCAAGGAAGUACCGACUGUUCCUACGACUGGCUGAUUAUAGACGAUGGUCUUAAACUGUGCUACCCCGCAAGGUUCCAUAAGACAUAUGUCCUACAGGACAGUUUGACCAUCAAGUUCAGAACUGAUUACGACAGCAGCAGUAGAGGCUUUAAGUUGCAUUACUCUGUCGGCCUGGACGCAAACGACACUUCCAUCCACACAAAGACAUCUGGACAAAUAUCGACGCCAUGUUCCUCCUGCAACUGCACCUACAACAACUGCACCAACACCAUCAUAGGCAGUGGGAAGUUGCAAACACUAACCCUGGACUUCGUCUCUCUCAACUUCACGACUAGCGCUGACUGUGAUACUGGGUGGUUAACCAUAGAUGGUGGACCUAGAAUUUGCACCUCAACACCCUAUAAAACAACCCAUGCAUUUUUUGGCAGUGUAGAUAUCGUGACCCAUGGUGGUGUGAACUCUUAUGGUGGCUUUGUUGUCAACUACGCCGUUGAAGACAACUGCACGACGACGUUGACCGCCAAUGAGGGUGAGAUCACCAGUCCUGGCUACCCUGGAAUACAUACCAACUACCUCAGCUGCUCGUACGUCAUCGUGGGUGAUGGGCACACACAGAGCAUAACAAUUGACCUGUUGGAGAUGGAUCUUCAUGAGGUUUCAGGCUGUAGCAACGACUGGCUCAUUAUAGGCGAUGGUCCUCAGCUGUGCUCCCCCACAACGUUCCAUAAAACAUAUGCCUUUCAGGACAGAUUCAUCAUCAAGUUCAGAACUGAUUACGACACCAGAAGUAGAGGGUUUAAGAUGCAUUACUUUGUCGGCAUGGAUGCAAACGACAACUGCACUUCUACCCACUUGAAGACAUCUGGCCAGAUAUCGACGCCAUGUUCCUCCUGCAAUUGCACCUACAGCAACUGCACCAACACUAUCAUAGGCAGCGGGAAGUUGCAAACACUAAUUCUGAACUUCGUCUCUCUCAACUUCACAAACAGCGCUAACUGUGACAUCGGAUGGUUAACCAUAGAUGACGGACCACAAAUAUGCACCGCAAAGCCCUUCAAAACUACUUAUGCAUUUUUCGGUAGUGUCGAUAUCGUGAUACAUGGUGGGGAUCGAUCUGUGGACACCUGUGGUGGCUUCGUUGUCAACUACGCUGUUCAAGAUGAGGUCAACAAUACACUGACGUACAACACAAAUAGUGGGCAGUUAAUCGGGCCAUCAUUUCCAGGGACAUAUACAAGUUCUUAUGAUGCCACCUACAUCAUCGUCGGCAAUUUCAUUCCACAGAAAAUCACUAUAGAUAUCGCGCUCACUACAUAUUCUUCAGGUUCGUGUUACUAUAGCAAACUGACACUGAACAGUACGAGGAUCUGUGUUACCCUGGAACGUACAACAGGACAUAUUUGUCACAGAAUGAUUUCACCAUACGAUUCGCUGGUCGUUAUGGUUCAAGUUUUCUCAUUCACUAUGAGAAAGAAGAUAAUUUAGAAGGUAAAACACACGUAUAACACUUCAAUUCUGUUCUUGUAAUCUUGUACUCUAACGUGAACAGUAGCAUAUUACUUUAAUAUUUAAUUUAUCGGAGAAAAAUGACACAAUCAAAAUGACAAAGGCAAGAAUUGUAUGGAUGUCAACUUCUUAAUUGUAAUGGACAAGACGUUUCGAAGUAUAUUCUUACUCCAUCAUCAGAUAUAACGUCGUGUCUAUCACAUAAAGAAGCUGACAUCCAUAAGAUUCUUGCCUUAAGGUGUAUCCCUGCUAAAUUCAAAGACUCAAUUGAAAUGAUGUUACUUCAUUAACAGUUAUGAAUGUUAUCAUUGUUAAGCUGUACAUUUCAGAUGGUUAUAAUAAUAAUAAUAUAAUAUGUUAUGAUAAAUAGGUGAAUAGAUGGAAGGAAGGGCAGAUGGAUGGAUGGAUGGAUGAAUAUGUGGAGAGAUGUGGAACGACCGUAAGCAAGCAUCAUUGUAUGAAUGAAACAAUGAUUCAGUGAAUGGACAUGUAUGAUUGGUGUGGAGCGAAGAAACGAGUCGCGGAUCACAAACGGACCAAGGUAAGUGUUGAUUUAACCCGAGUCUCUACAGCAGCAGCGCGGUGACGAGACGGCAGUCACCAAACAGGGUAUGUAAUACUUAUCCAUUCCUAUGCACAUGUUCAGAUUUGUUUCCACCCUUGGAAACAUUGCGCAUUGUGAAUCGUGUCGGUGCUUCUUUGGCUUUUUACAUUGGUUUAUUUGCUUUUAAUAUGCUCUUGAGGUGUUUUGACAUUUUGAAUGUACUGUGCUCAAAACAAAUGUAUUAUUGAAUUAUGCUUAUAUAUCCUUACAUUACGAAUUGAACAAUAAAUGGAGUUUUGUGAUUUUAGCCUUCUUUUGUAUGUUAUUAGAAAAUGUACAAACACGUAAGUAUGUUCCUAUUGUACUAUGGAUAAAUUGUUAAAAAUAUAUCUGUGUUACAAAUCACACAAGCCACGUAUUAAGGAAACUUUAAACUGUUUUCAGUUAGUUCAAGUAAUGUUACAGGUCUUGAAAUCAUGUACCGUUUAUUCCAGAAUAUUAAGUGUAUUAACAUUGUUCCUUCAACAUGAUAUGUACUUGUAUGGUUUGGAUUUACAAACAUAUUGUAAUAUAAACACAUUUGAAGCUGAUCAUACUGUACAGCUGUACACAAUCUUUUGCCCUCUAGGAUCGGGUUCUUCGUGAUGUUGAUGCACAGAGUCAUGCAAGA